Molecule: messenger RNA, 5531 nt
Organism: Carassius gibelio (silver crucian carp)
Lineage: Eukaryota; Metazoa; Chordata; Actinopteri; Cypriniformes; Cyprinidae
Product: transmembrane protein 150A
Exons: 8
Coding region: 287-1171 (294 amino acids)
Biological process (GO): protein localization to plasma membrane
Source: RefSeq, a predicted model, not a curated record
GAGAUGAGGGCGCCCUCCUCUGUUGAUGGAUGUGUUUACACCGGUUGAGAUGCAGCAGAUUCAGAAGCAGCAUCCGCUCAGGAGCCGCGGGGCCUGCGAUAUUGUUGGUUGUGGGGAAUCAGCCAGUCUCCAGAUGUAGUUUGAAGGAGCGUCACGUUGCCCCCACUGGUCCACAUUCCCCCCCUCCACUGCAUGGCUUCACUUGCUGGUGUCUCUCACAGCGUCUCCAUAUCCCCAGUCCUGCACACCCUCAUGUUGGGGUCUCAGGCCUCUCACAGACUGACCAAUGACUGCCUGGAUUGUUCUGCCUGUCAGCCUGUCCGCUUUCUCCAUCACAGGGAUAUGGAUUGUUUACGCCAUGGCAGUUAUGAAUCACCAUGUCUGUCCUGUUGAGAACUGGUCAUACAAUUUGACAUGUACAGAGGAAACGGUUAAGAGGGGCUUCCCAAAAACCUGCUGUACUCUUCAAGACAUCCCCCUCAUCAGUAAAUGUGGAUGUUAUCCACCAGAGAGCUGUCUCUUCAGUUUGAUUGGCAAUGUUGGGGCUUUUAUGGUGGUUAUGGUGUGCAUGCUGCGUUAUGCUCAAGUGAUUGAACACAGCCAUCACUGCUGGACCAACACAAGUGCUUUGGUGUCUGGCUGCAUUAAUGGCCUGGGUUUGGUCAUGGUGGGCAACUUUCAGGUUGAUCAUGCUAAGACCCUUCAUUAUGUGGGAGCGGGUGUAGCUUUCCCUGCCGGCUUGCUGUUUGUGUGUCUGCAGUGCGUUCUGACGUACCGUAUAGCAGAGACAGCGCUGGACUACUGGAUGGCUCAUGUGCGUGUGGCUCUCUCAGCUGGAGCUCUGGUUUCCCUUGUCCUCAGUGGUAUCUUCUUCGUCCAUGAAAGUUAUGUAUUGCAGCAUGCCGCAGCCAUCUGUGAAUGGGUCUUCACUGUCUUGGUCCUGGUGUACUAUGGCACCUUCACCUAUGAGUUUGGCACUGUCAACAGCGAUACCAUGAUGGUGGCCUUAAUGAAGCGCAGUCAACACCACCAUCCAGGGUCAGCGGUCAUUAUGGGGGGUAUCGGGAAGGGUGUGGCAAUGGGAUGUGGUGCCCGCAGUCUCAAGUCCCCCGGAGGCAGCAGCACGUCCACACACCUCAACUGUACACAAGAAAGCAUCGCCAUUCUUUAGGGGUUAACCGCUACAAUAUUCUGUCAGACCUCAGCGCAUAGACUCUUUAUCUGGCUCACGGAUUUGUAAAAAAAAAAAUGGUACAAUGAAUACGGAUUUACUUGUGAGGUUACAGUAAGUUUACAGACUUGCUGAUUAUAAUCUAACCGUAAUGGCCAGUUAGUCAUAACUAAGGUAUUUUGCAUGAUAUUUUGCGUUCACAUGUAAGAUAAUUCAAAGUACAGCCACUAUAACCAGCACAGACAAGUCCUUCGCAUGAUUCAUGGGGCCUCUGACAGAAAUGUUUUAAUUUGACUAUGUGAAAACUGCAAUAACCCAUCUGUAAAGGCACAUUCACACUAACAGCAAGUAAAUUGUUUAGGGUCAACAAGUGGAUUGUUAGUUGCUGGAAGGAUUUUUGCCUCAGGAGUGCUGUAGGGAUGAUGUAUUACACUAUGUAGGCCUGGAAACUCGAAGUUAGCAUUGUAACACUUCUCGUUUUUGGUAAAAUGCCUGAAAUAAGAUACCUGGUGAACACAAGCUCAAGGUAUUUAACGUUUUAUGUUACAAAACAAAAUACAUCUGUAAUAUCCUCUUGUGAUUUUUUUUUUUUAAAGGGAUAGUUCACCCAAAAAUUAAAAUGCUGUCAUUAAUUACUCACCCUCAUGUCGUUCCUAACACGCAAGACCUUCGCUCAUCUUCAGAACACAAAUUAAGAUAUUUUUUGAUGAAAUCUGAGAGCUCUCUGACCCUCGUUUAGAUCAAAGCAUAAACAAUAUAAACAACGUAUCCAUGCGUCGCAGCUGACACAGAUCAGCAUAAAUUGUGAUACUCUCUAAAAUGGCACCAGGGCGAUGCAAAGGAGAAGAAUUGUUGAAUAAAGUGGUUAUUUAUAGUUUUCUUUGCACACAAAAAGUAAUCUUGUAGCUUCGAAAAAUUACGGUUGAACCACUGAUGUCACAUGGAUUAUUUUAAAGAUGUCUUUACUACAUUUCUGGACUUUGAUCGUGGUAGUGACCUUGCAGUCUAUGGAGGUUCAGAGAGCUCAUGGGAUGCAUCAGAAAUAUCUUAAUUUUUGUUCCGAAGAUAAACCAAGGUCUUACAGGUUUGGAACGACGUGAGGCUGAGUAAUAAACAUUUUUUUUGGGUGAAGUAGCUUCAUUGUGUUUAUAAUCAUUCUCUUUCUCUUAUUUUUACUCAGACUUUCAGGGAUUUUUUUUAUUUUUAUUAUUAAAUAAAACUGAAAUAGAUUUUUUUUCUGAUUGCAGUAGGCUUUACAAUUCAUCAAAUUUAUAGUCAUUUGUAAAGAUUAUCAUGGUAAACAAAACGUUUAUCAAUUCUGAGCUUUGUUGCUCACUCAGCUUUUUUUAUUUAUUUUUAUUCAGUAAUUCAAAAGCCAAUGAAAAAAAUCCUAUUGGGUUUUUGUUGAGGAAACCAGGGGCAUGCUAACUUCCAGGCUGUCAUCACUGCAUUUCUCUAUUGGUAGUCGGUGCAUUGUAUCUCCACUCAAUUACAUAUAGUUGUAAAAAACAAAUAUGAUUUGUUGCAACACUCUGUCACUCAUGUUGCCCUAAAUCGCCAGCUCCUAUUGAAAAUCAGUGACUUUGGUCACUUUGCCACUGUGAAUCUCUUCCAGAACUGCCAGCAAUACCAAGACACUCGUCUAGUCAAAGAAGAUAAUUGGCUAAACCCAUCCAACCUUUAGUAACCCGUUAAAUCUGUAGAAACUGUGAUUACACAACAUGUCAAGAGCCGUUACUGUAGCAAUGAGGAUUUUACGUCAGCUCCACCAGCCAUUGCUGCCAACAGUUGGGUUGCAGUGAGGUUGAGGUUUAGUCACUUUACUUUAGUCAAAUAGCGAUACUUUGUAUUCAUACCUGAGAUGCAGGUGGUCCGUAUUUAUGUAUUCAUUCCAGGUGCUCAUAGCUUAGUUUGAUCUGUGCCAUGGUAUUGGCAUGAUAUCAGGUGCUCUACAUACAAUGUGGAUGUGUUAAAUUGGAUUUAAGGGCAUCUCUUUGCAACCUUUUGAACAUUGUGGUGCUUUCGCCACUUUUGUCAAAAACUGCCUGUAUCGAUUAGUUGCAUCCCAGGUACCAUGCAAACAAACUCCUAAUAUUUUAGGAUCAAGGAACAAGAUUUUUUGUCAGUUAAUCUGUUGUUUUGUUCUGAGGUUUUUUUUUUCUCACAUUUAUAAAUAUAAGGUGACAUUAAUAUGACUUUUCAGGAGAUUAAUCUUGCUCUUGAUCCCUGUUGUAAAAACUUUGGGAUUAAUAAAAAAAAAAGCAAAAAGCAAAAAAGCUGUCUGUACUGUAGGGGGUAAAAUUUAGUUCUUUUGUGUUUAUUUGCAAAAUUCUUGCAUUUCCCAAAGAAACUAUAAUAGGAGAAGAGAAGGGAAAAUUAUAUUUCAAAGCUUUUGCAAAUACAAAGUAUCUCUCAGGGGAACACAAAAGUUUUGCAAGUGAAUGUAUUGUUCACACAUAAAAGAUUUGCAUUUGCUUGGAAAACAUUUGCGUUGUCUCUUUUGUGUUUUCACUUGAGAAACUGGUAACGGUGGAAAAAACUUUUUUUGUGAGUGAACAUAGAAACACUGAUAUAUACCGAUAUAUAUAUAGUUUAGUUCUUCAGAGAGCAAGUUAAAUUAUUACAGGGGAAAUACAUUUUGCAAGUGGAUGCAAAAUAUUUGUGAGCAAAUGCAAAAUUUCUCAGGGGAUCACAAAACUCGAGUGAGAAUGCAUUACAUUCCCACAAAAAAAAAAGUAAAAAAAAAAGUGUGUGUUCACCCAAGAAACUGCAUUUAUUUAUUAAUUUUUUUUUUUUUUUUUUUGAGAAUGCAACAGUGUUUAGAAAUUUUGCAUGCAAAAAUUCAUGUUUUUUUUACAUCUCAGGUGUUGCAUAGAAACCCUGCUCAAGAUCUGGAUGUAAGAUCAGCUGGGAGGGUAGACGAUUUGUUAGUAAGAUUCCUCUCAAAAGUAGUUUAUUCAGCAUAUUGAAGCAUCAUGUCUAAGAUGCGUUCUGUAUGUCUAAUGAGAUAUCGACUGACAUCAGUAAUACAAGUGAUGCUAUGCGGCUCAAGUGGUAGAGCAUUGUGUUAGCAGCGCAAGGUUGUGGGUUCAAUUCCCAGGGAGCAUGUUAAGUAAAAAAUGUUAGAAUGAAUGCACUGUAAGUCGCUUUGGAUAAAAGCAUCUGCAUAUAUAUGCAUUUGACAUGAAAGUUAAAACUGUCAAGUAAACAAGUCAAACUGACAUUUUUCACUUUUUAGGUGGAGACAGUUUUGUGUAAUAAUGCAGACAUUUUGUUUAUUUCUCCAACAUGCUUAGUUUCUGACACUUCAGUAUUAAUUCAGCAUUAAGAGAAAAUCAGAGGUCUUAUCAGUUUAUUUUCUAGUGCAUUAUAUAAAAUAUUUACUGUGUGUAAAUGAUACGUAUUGUUACGCAGAGCUGCUUUUAAAUGAAUCCAUAAUAUUGCAUAGAGUAUGCAUACUACGCUGAGACUAGGGUCUAGUUAAUAAUAUCGAAAUGAAGAAUGCUUCCUAAUCAGCAUCGCACCAUUGUUAUAUACACUUCAUUUUAUAAUAUAUAAAAUACUCAAAGUAAAUUUUCAUAAUAUGUUGGAAUUGAUGUAGUGCACUAAAGGGGAAAUUGGAGUAUUUUUGAUUUAGUGGACCCCAAAUGUGAAAUCCUCCAUAAUAAGCUGUAUUUUGAUUACACAGUAUUUUAGUUUUUAGAUAUUGCUCAUUUGGAAGCAAUGUUAUAUUGAGAACUAUUAAAGAAACCACUUAGAGUUGGUUAUGUGUUGUAUCUGUUUGUUUAUAAUUUAUUCGUUGUAUUGUCAGAAAAUGAAUCCAUGCAAUAUCCAACUGUUCUGUUCAAGUACUUGCAAACAAGCAUACCUCUAUGAAAACCUUACUGUGGUGAGAUGUUCAGAUUUCCUAAAAGAGCUGCUAUAAGACAUAUGUUACUUUAGCUAUUUCCUGUAUGUUGUUUCUGUUUUGUGUGAAAGGCCAAAAUCAAACAUCUGUAGAUCUGUCCUGAUGUCUCCUGAAGCUCAAUCAAUGAUAUGAUUAUUCAUAUGCAUCCAAUAAGACAAUCAGUGCAGCAGUUUGAAUAAGGCCCUAAUCACCUUUUAGGCUACAAUAAUUUAGUUACUUUUUGUUACUUAGAAAAUCCAUUAAGGGAUAUCUGUCAAAAGGAAAGGGAUUUCUAAAAACUGUUUUGUUUAGUAGACAGAUUGUCUGAUAAACUUGUGAAAUGGAAACUGAAAUCCAUUUAUCAGCUUGUUACUGUUCAUACUGCAACUUUCUGUUGAAUUAUGAGCCUUUCUGCACGUUUCCUCAUCUUUCACAAGGGUUUUGUUUUGUAAAAUAAAAUGUACCUUAAAUUGA